CCGGUCCAGGUGCGUUUCCCGGUUGAACAGGUGAAUCAUCGCCGCUCGCACUACACUACUACACGGGGAGUGCGUGUGAGUGAGUCAGGUUUCUGUGGAAGAAAAUCAGGAACUUCUCUGACGGAAACUUCACGUUGUUGCGCAAAAAGUUAGCGUUUUUCUAAUGAAGGCUCGUUCGCUUUUUAUUCAUUUUAUUGUUGCGUGACAGUGUUGAGGAGGAAGCCGAAGUUGAGCGGCUGUUAGGCGGACACUUUGGAAGGCCUGCCCUGGAAACAUGCUGCUGUCCGGCGUCCUGCUCCUUCUGCUCAGCCGAGCCGCUGCCUCUGCCAUUGUUCCGCCGCCGACAAACGUGGUGCUGAGCUGCCUGAAUCUCGACGUCGUGGUCACGUGGGAGUACAGCGAGCAGGGACCAGAAACCAGAUUCAUUGUACACAUCGUAGGGUCUGAAGGGGAACCCUAUCAGAACGAAACCACAGACCAUCAGUACGAUCUGAGCGACUACAUCUGGGCGUCUGAAGGGCGCUACAUGGACAAUUAUUACGUCACCGUGACAGCCGUGGAGGGAGGCAACCAGUCCGAACCAGUAUCAUCCAAAACAUUCUCCUUUAAUACUGUAAAGACGGUCAAAAUAAAAUGUAAAUUAGACUUCCCUCCCGUGGAGGUGGAUGUGGAUGAGAAGGAUUCGGGCGCCAUGGUGAGCUUCGUGAAUCCCCUCCACUACUACGACCGACUGAAGCACGCUGACAAGCCGGAUGCUACCAUCUUUAAGUUCACGGUCUCUUCAGGUUUUGGAGACGGGUCUUGCACGGCGGAACAGACAAACUGCAAACAUGACCUCUCUUUUUCUGAGGGGGAGAAGAAGUGCGUUAACCUGACAGGACUCUUGUUAAAAGGGGACCGUGCUGGCCAGGUGUUGUUCAGAGAGUUACGCGACAUCUGUGCCACUCCAUCGACUGAGCUCCCUGCGAUAGCGCUCGCUAUAAUGCUGUUCCUCCUCUUCGUCGUAAUCAGUGUGAUUACUUUUCUGAUCUGCAAAGCAAAAGCCUGGACGAUGAAGCUACCCGGUCUGCCCUCGGCUCUGGAAGACUUAGAAGCUGCGAGAAACCCCUGGGACAGGGAGUAUGAUCCCGUGUCCGGCACAGACUACAGCCCGCUGACCGUCGUCCCCGUCCAGCCCUGCAAGAACCUGUCGGUCAGCUCCGAGGACGGGGACAGUCUCACCGAGGAAAGCUGCUGCUGCUCCUCCUCCGGGGGGGAUCUUGCAGAGGGAUACAGGGGAGACGAAGACUUCGCAGAGGACUCGGUGAAAACGGAGACGCUUCCCAUCGAUCUGGAAGGGGCGGAGGAGAAGGAACGGUCUCCCUACGACUGCCCGCACAACCUGCCACACAACCUGCAGGUGGACCUGGGGGACGGAGACAUGGUCACGGGUUACAGCGAGAGGGAAGGGCAGUCCUGAUUUGGGAUUUUAAAUUUGCACGGCGUUGGUUUUAACUCAUGCAGGUCACGAUCGUACCUCGGGGCUAACUAGGCACUAUAAAGCCUAAACACUGCAUUCAGGGAGGUUGUGCCUUUGCCGAGAAGACCCUGAGAGACGCUCAAUCUGUUUUUUUCUUUCUGACUGCACUGU
Perca fluviatilis (European perch) is the source of this 1630-nucleotide messenger RNA. RefSeq names its product interferon gamma receptor 1 (gene ifngr1). Gene Ontology annotation, molecular function: protein binding. The coding region runs from base 275 to 1459 and encodes 394 amino acids. The record is from RefSeq and is a predicted model, not a curated record. The transcript is spliced from 8 exons. NCBI's taxonomy places the organism in Eukaryota, Metazoa, Chordata, Actinopteri, Perciformes, Percidae.